GAUGGGGGCUGUGGCCUGUGGCGACUUUCGGGGCGGUAGGUGGUUUCGUUUCUUGCCCUGUUUCUGGGUGCAGAUGGCUGGGUCUCUUCCCCUGUUCCUGUCCGCUUCCCCACCCCUCUUCUUUCUCUCAACUUUUCCGUAGUCUCCUCUCUUUUGGGAACCAGCUGGAGACAGGGAAUUGUUGAAUCUCUCUCUCUCUAUUUUCCUAUUGACGAAAAGAUGGAUUCCAUUCCAAAGUCCAGAUUUUGCGACAAGGAGUCUUGAUUCCAACCAUUAUCUAUUAGCCUUUCAGUCUCUUUUAUCUUUGGUUUUCAGCUUACCAUCCUAAAACAAUAGUUUUGCUUAAGGUUCUAUAUAGGAAUGGGAUAAUUGAGGCAAAGAGGAGGUUUUGAUCAUAAAAAAUUAAUCAUUAGUUCAGAAACUGCCUUCUAAAUGGGUAAUGUUAUUAGUAGUGUCCCGGACGUAGAGGGGGAGUGCCAGCAGCAGGAGAGAGAGGGGCAGGGUUUUAGUUCUCACUUGCAGGGAAGUUCAGAAGAUUUGAUGAGAAAUAGCCCUCCCCAGAGCCCCAGUGGUGCAGCAAGGUCUCCUCUGCUCUUCACUCCUCAGACCCCCAUGGUUCCACUGCAGAGACUUGAAGAGAUGCAUUCGGCAAGUGAUUCAUGGAUGCAGAAUUUUACCGAGUAUGAGAAUGUCAUCCAUGACCAAGGAAUUCCAACAAUGAUAACCUGGAGCCAUGGUGGCAAGGAAGUCUUUGUGGAAGGAUCCUGGGAUAACUGGAAGACAAAGAAACCAUUGCAAAAGUCAGGGAAGGACUUCACAAUUAUGAAAGUACUUCUAUCAGGUUUCUACCAGUAUAGAUUUAUUGUUGAUGGAGAAUGGAGGUAUGCACCUGACGUUCCCUGGAUGCAUGAUGAUUUAGGGAAUGCUUAUAACAUUUUAGACUUGAAGGAAUCUGUUCCUGAGGAUAUAGAAAGCAUUGCUGGUUUUGAGGCACCUCAGUCACCGGACUCAAGCUAUAACAAUUGGCCACUUGGUUCGGAGGAUUUUGCCAAAGAGCCACCAAGUGUCUCUCCACAUCUGCAUCUUACCCUUCUCAAUGAACCAGCCAAUAGAGACAGUCCCUCCUCUCUCUCAAGACCUCCACAUGUAGUGCUGAAUCACCUCUACAUUCAGAAAGCAAAGAGUGGUCAGCCCAUUGUGGCCCUUGGUGCUACCCGCAGGUUUCGAUCCAAGUAUGUCACUGUGGUGCUCUACAAGUCCUUUCAGUGAUAAUUACUGAUUGAGUGGAUGAUCACAGAGAUUUAUGGACUUGGGAGAGUGAUGUAAAGCAUGCUCAUAUAACCAUGAUGAAUUGUGCCAAAGACCUCCAAAUAUAGGGGAAGAAAAAGAUAUAGGAACAAGGCUGAUAUCUGUACACAUGGGGAGAGCAAUCAUCAAAUAACUAUAGUGAUAUUGGCUAAAUGUUCAGAGGAGAAUAUUUUUCAAGGUUGUCUCUUUACUAAGUAUUGGCUUUUGUGGUGUAUGGCAAGUUGAUUAUGAGUUGAAAACUAAUAAUAAAUAGAUGAAACCUAAUCCUCUCAGUACUAUGAAAAAUUGAAGUGAUGAGAUUGGGCAUAAAAGGAUUACUAGCAGGAUUUUCCAGAUUUCACCUUGUAAAUGUUGUUGACACUUAUCUCAACUUAGAUGCUUAUGUUAUUAGCUUGCUAAUGGAAUUUCUAAAAUAUUUGUGCCUGAAAUAUGUCAUAUUA
This is a messenger RNA of Phoenix dactylifera (date palm), 1748 nucleotides long. Its product is annotated as SNF1-related protein kinase regulatory subunit beta-2-like. The record is from RefSeq and is a predicted model, not a curated record. Gene Ontology annotation, molecular function: protein binding. NCBI's taxonomy places the organism in Eukaryota, Viridiplantae, Streptophyta, Magnoliopsida, Arecales, Arecaceae.